Messenger RNA from Papaver somniferum (opium poppy), 1793 nucleotides. RefSeq names its product patatin-like protein 2. NCBI's taxonomy places the organism in Eukaryota, Viridiplantae, Streptophyta, Magnoliopsida, Ranunculales, Papaveraceae. Gene Ontology annotation, molecular function: glycerophospholipase activity; monoacylglycerol lipase activity. Gene Ontology annotation, biological process: lipid metabolic process. The record is from RefSeq and is a predicted model, not a curated record. The coding region runs from base 522 to 1739 and encodes 405 amino acids. The transcript is spliced from 6 exons.
AAAAUUUACGAGGGAAAUGUCUUUAAAGUAAACCUUACGUGAGAUGAUUACCUUCAAAAUGACCUGCGUAGCUUGAAGUUCAAUGGCCUUGUUCACAUAAACCCAAAUAGCUCGCGUUUAUGUCUUAGCUGCAUAGCAGCAUAGGAGACCAUAAAAGAUUGCUUUGUUAGCAAAGUCACGCAUCACAAAUCUAGCACCAUUAGCAAGAGAAAUAGGGUCAAAGGCACUACCAGUAUUGCAUUUAGUCCAACCUAAAAGAAGAGGCAACCAUUUAAACUAAAGGAUUAAGUGUGGGAAGAACAGAAGGAGUUAUGGACAAAGCAGGUUCAAGAACAGUAUAAUGAUAAUAAGAUGAGGUUAGGAGUUCAACGUUAUUAGCGAUGUCGUACCAAUGUCCAUUAAUUGACAUUAUAGUUGCAUAAUUGAUAUGCGCCCAGUUGUCUUACACAGCCUAUAUAUAUAAAUGAGCUGGAAUUCUGAAGUUCUGUUUAUGUCACCAAUAUUUCUGGAGAAAGGGAGUGAUGGAGAGUGCAGUAACUGCUGAUGAGAUGAAUCCGUCAGGCUCAAAGGGGAAGUUGGUAACCGUGUUGAGCAUUGAUGGUGGUGGUGUCAAAGGUAUAAUCCCUGGAGUUAUCCUCGCUUUCAUUGAGGCUGAAUUGCAGAAACUAGAUGGAGAGGUGGUGAGAUUGGCCGACUACUUCGAUGUUAUUGCAGGAACGAGCACUGGUGGCCUGAUAACCGCCAUGAUAACUGCUCCUAACAGCAACAACCGUCCUCUCUAUUCUGCCAAGGACAUUGUCCCAUUUUACCUUCAGCAUUCUCCAAAUGUAUUCCCUAAUAAAAACAGUGGGAGAAUGCUUGGGUCAGCCGUAAACCUUUUCAGUACAGUGACAGGACCCAAAUAUAGCGGACACUACUUUCGCUCUCUGGUGAAAAAACUUCUUGGAGAUACCAAAAUUAGCCAAACAUUAUCAUCUAUUGUUAUACCUACUUUCGACAUGAGGCUUCUUCAACCUAUUAUCUUUUCAACCAGCGAGGCAAAGAGUAAUGCUUCAAAAGAUGCUUUGUUAUCAGAUGUGUGCAUUAGUACAUGUGCUGCCCCAACGUAUUUCCCGUCUCAUUACUUUAAAACCAAAGACUCUGAAGGAAAAGUACUCAAGAGAUUCAACCUUGUAGAUGGUGGAGUUGCGGCCAAUAACCCUACUCUACUAGCAAUGACUUCCAUCGCAAACGAUUUACUAGAUAACAAUGAAGACUUAGCACCCAUCAGAGCCACAGACUACAGAAAAUAUAUGAUCAUAUCUUUAGGAACAGGAAUCACCAAGAAUGAAGAAAAAUACAAGUCUUCAGUAGUCUCCAAAUGGGGUGUUUUAGGGUGGUUGUAUGAUGGAGGUAAUGUUCCUCUUAUUGAUGCUUUCUGUCAAGCAAGCGCAGAUAUGGUUGACAUCCAUGCUUCUACUCUCUUCAGAGCACUCCACUGCCAGGAAAACUAUUUACGCAUUGUGACAGAUGAGUUAGUCGGGAAUACAGCAUCAGUGGAUAUAUCGACGAAGAAGAAUAUGCAAAAAUUGAUUAAGAUAGGCCAAGAUCUACUGAAGAAGACUAUGUGUAAGGUUAACUUAGAAACCGGAAUUUCCGAGGAGAUUGAAGGAGCAUGCACCAACGAAGAAGCCUUAAUCCAUUUUGUUAAGAUUCUCUCUAAUGAACGCCGGGCUAGGCUAGCCAAAUCUGCAUUCUAGUAUUUAAUUUGAACAUUUUGUAGUAUAUGAGAAAAUGUAUCUUGGUACAGUAGA